GGCCGUUUGGGUAAAACCCGGCGGCAGCUGCGGCACUCGGGGAUCACCGGUGGGGACAGCCAGUCCUGGAUGUCCCAGCCCUUCCCUUGGCCAGGCACAGCAAGGCACUGACCCAGAGCAGGAAAAAAGCAGUCUCAAGCCCCUGAGGGAGGAUGUGGGCUUACACCGUGGGCUUCACUGUCCUGCCCCACGUUGGAGGAUUCCUUGGCUGGUUCCUGAACAGGAAGGAGAUCCCAGAGUGGUAUGAGAAGCUGAAAAAACCUUCCUGGUGCCCGUCCCGCAGAGUGUUCCCUGUGGCCUGGACCAUGCUGUACACGGGCAUGGGCUACGCCUCCUACCUGGUGUGGAACGACCUGGGGGGCUGCAGCAGCAAGGCCAUCGUGCCCCUGGGGCUCUACGGGGCUCAGCUGGUGCUCAACUGGGCAUGGCCACCCUUGUUCUUCGGUGCCCACAACCUGAACAUGGCUGUGAUCGAUGUGCUGUGCCUGGACGGGCUGGCGCUGGGCACGCUGUGCUCCUGGUACCGCAUCAACCGGCUGGCAGCGCUGCUGCUGCUGCCCUACCUGGGCUGGCUGGCCAUGGCCACCUGCCUCACCAUCCGCAUCUGGAAGGACAACCCCCAGCAGAAGUCGGGCAAGAGCGACUAAAAUCCUUUUUUGUGUUGUUAACUGGCCUGAGGUGAAUGGAAUUUUCGGGGAAAAAAAAAGUGUGUUCACUUCGUUCCCCGCCGAGGGGGAGAGAGAAAUGAUGCAUGUGACUUUAUCUUGUUAGAAGGCUAAUUAAUUACUUCAUUUUAUAUUAUUAUUAUUCUAUAUUACAUUACAUUUAAAUUGAAUCUGCUAAGCACUCAAUUCUGGAAACAAAACACCGUCACUGUGGGGAAACAAACACCAUCACUGUGGGUGAAACAAACACCAUCACUGUGAUGAAACAAACACCAUCACUGUGGGUGAACAAUCCCCAUCCUGCAUUCUACUUUUGCACAAAGUACAGCAAAUGAUAAGAAUUGUUUUUCCUUUCUCUGAGGCUCAGAGGAUGUGAAACCCCCCCAGAAAUAUUCUUGGGGAGAAUUGUGCCUUGCUUUUCUCUGGGAAGAGAGAUGUGGCUGCAGAGGUGAACUGAGCUGUAACAAUUUCAGGGGUUCCUUUUGGGAUUUGCCUCCUCCUCCUCCUCCUCCUCCUCCUCCUCCUCCUCCUCCUCCUCCUCCUCCUCCUCCUCCUCCCAGCUCCAUGGGGAGAGGUU
Haemorhous mexicanus (house finch) is the source of this 1242-nucleotide messenger RNA. RefSeq names its product translocator protein 2 (gene TSPO2). Gene Ontology annotation, cellular component: membrane; endoplasmic reticulum. Lineage: Eukaryota; Metazoa; Chordata; Aves; Passeriformes; Fringillidae. Gene Ontology annotation, molecular function: cholesterol binding. The transcript has 4 exons. The coding region runs from base 153 to 647 and encodes 164 amino acids. The record is from RefSeq and is a predicted model, not a curated record.